GGGGGUGGCGGCUAGGGCGAAGGAACCUGCAAGUACCGACCCACGCGCCCGCCACCGGCUGCAGCGCAGCCUCCUCUGCCGAGCCUCCCUCCAUCCCCGGGCAUCGCCGCAGCCCCUGCGGCAAAGCCGACUCCAAACACCAAGCAGAGAGGCCUGCGGCCCCCGAACGCCCCUCCACCCGCGCCCGCCCUCGCCCCGGCGGGAGCGAUGCUAAUUGCCAGGACCAGCGCGGAGCGGCGGCCCCCGCCGGGCCGAGCGCGCUGACGGAGCCGCCGUAGACUGUGGUUUGGUGCCUGCUCCCCAAAGCUAACUUCAGCAUGCUCAAAAGGAAGCAGAGCUCCAGGGUGGAAGCCCAGCCGGUCACCGACUUUGGUCCUGACGAAUCUCUGUCCGACAACGCUGACAUCCUCUGGAUUAACAAGCCAUGGGUCCACUCUCUGCUGCGCAUCUGUGCCAUCAUCAGCGUCAUCUCUGUGUGUAUGAACACGCCGAUGACCUUCGAGCACUACCCUCCUCUCCAGUAUGUGACCUUUACUCUGGAUACUUUGUUGAUGUUCCUGUACACGGCAGAGAUGAUAGCAAAGAUGCACAUCCGUGGUAUUGUCAAGGGGGAUAGUUCCUAUGUGAAAGAUCGCUGGUGUGUUUUUGAUGGAUUUAUGGUCUUUUGCAUUUGGGUUUCGCUGGUGUUACAGGUGUUUGAAAUUGCUGAUAUAGUUGAUCAGAUGUCACCUUGGGGCAUGUUGCGGAUCCCAAGGCCACUAAUUAUGAUCCGGGCAUUCCGAAUUUAUUUCCGUUUUGAGCUGCCAAGGACCAGGAUUACAAAUAUUUUAAAGCGAUCAGGAGAACAAAUAUGGAGUGUUUCAAUUUUCCUACUUUUCUUUCUACUUCUUUAUGGAAUUUUGGGAGUUCAGAUGUUUGGAACGUUUACCUAUCACUGUGUAGUGAAUGACACGAAGCCAGGGAAUGUAACCUGGAAUAGCUUAGCUAUCCCAGAUACACACUGCUCACCUGAGCUAGAAGAAGGCUACCAGUGCCCCCCUGGAUUUAAAUGCCUGGACCUUGAAGAUCUGGGACUUAGCAGGCAAGAGCUGGGCUACAGUGGCUUUAAUGAGAUAGGCACCAGCAUCUUCACGGUCUAUGAGGCUGCCUCUCAGGAAGGCUGGGUGUUCCUCAUGUACAGAGCUAUUGACAGCUUUCCCCGCUGGCGCUCCUACUUCUAUUUCAUCACCCUGAUUUUCUUCCUUGCCUGGCUUGUUAAGAAUGUAUUUAUCGCCGUCAUCAUUGAAACAUUUGCAGAAAUCAGAGUUCAAUUUCAACAAAUGUGGGGAUCAAGGAGCAGCACGACCUCCACAGCUACCACGCAGAUGUUUCACGAAGAUGCUGCUGGUGGUUGGCAGCUGGUAGCUGUGGAUGUCAACAAGCCCCAGGGACGUGCCCCAGCCUGCCUCCAGAAAAUGAUGCGGUCGUCGGUUUUCCACAUGUUCAUUCUGAGCAUGGUGACCGUGGACGUCAUAGUCGCGGCCAGCAACUACUACAAAGGCGAGAACUUCAGAAGGCAGUACGACGAGUUCUACCUUGCAGAGGUGGCCUUUACAGUUCUUUUUGAUUUGGAAGCUCUUCUGAAGAUAUGGUGUCUGGGAUUUACUGGAUAUAUUAGCUCAUCUCUCCACAAAUUUGAGUUACUACUUGUCAUUGGAACUACUCUUCAUGUGUAUCCGGAUCUUUAUCAUUCUCAAUUCACGUACUUUCAGGUUCUUCGGGUAGUUCGGCUUAUUAAGAUUUCUCCUGCAUUAGAAGACUUUGUCUACAAGAUCUUUGGUCCUGGGAAAAAGCUCGGGAGUCUGGUUGUGUUCACUGCCAGCCUCUUGAUUGUUAUGUCAGCGAUUAGUUUGCAAAUGUUCUGCUUUGUUGAAGAACUGGACAGAUUUACAACAUUUCCAAGGGCAUUUAUGUCCAUGUUCCAGAUCCUCACCCAGGAAGGAUGGGUAGACGUCAUGGACCAAACUCUAAAUGCUGUGGGACACAUGUGGGCACCUGUGGUGGCCAUCUAUUUCAUUCUCUACCAUCUGUUUGCUACUCUGAUCCUCCUGAGUUUGUUUGUUGCUGUUAUUUUGGACAACUUAGAACUUGAUGAAGAUCUAAAGAAGCUUAAACAAUUAAAGCAAAGUGAAGCAAACGCAGACACCAAAGAAAAGCUCCCUUUGCGCCUGAGAAUCUUUGAAAAGUUUCCAAACAGACCGCAAAUGGUGAAAAUCUCAAAACUUCCUUCAGAUUUUACAGUUCCUAAAAUCAGGGAAAGUUUUAUGAAGCAGUUUAUUGAUCGCCAGCAACAGGAUACUUGCUGUCUCUUCAGAAUCCUCCCCUCGACCUCUUCCUCAUCCUGUGAUCACUCCAAACGGUCAGCCAUUGAAGACAACAAAUACAUUGACCAAAAACUUCGCAAAUCUGUUUUCAGCAUCAGGGCAAGGAACCUUCUGGAAAAGGAGACCGCAGUCACUAAAAUCUUAAGAGCUUGCACUCGACAGCGCAUGCUGAGUGGAUCAUUCGAGGGGCAACCGGCAAAGGAAAGGUCGAUUCUCAGCGUGCAGCAUCACAUCCGCCAAGAGCGCAGGUCACUAAGACAUGGAUCGAACAGCCAGAGGAUCAGCAGGGGGAAAUCCCUUGAAACCCUGACUCAAGAUCACUCCAAUACAGUGAGAUACAGAAAUGCACAAAGAGAAGACAGUGAAAUAAAGAUGAUUCAGGAAAAAAAGGAGCAAGCCGAGAUGAAAAGGAAAGUGCAGGAAGAGGAGCUGAGAGAGAACCACCCGUACUUCGACAAGCCGCUGUUCAUCGUGGGGCGUGAGCACAGGUUCAGGAACCUGUGCCGCGUGGUGGUCCGCGCCCGCUUCAAUGCAUCCAAAACCGACCCUGUCACAGGAGCUGUGAAAAAUACAAAGUACCAUCAACUUUAUGAUUUGCUGGGACUGGUCACUUACCUGGACUGGGUAAUGAUCAUCGUAACCAUCUGCUCUUGCAUUUCCAUGAUGUUUGAGUCCCCGUUUCGAAGAGUCAUGCACGCACCUACUUUGCAGAUUGCCGAGUAUGUGUUUGUGAUAUUCAUGAGCAUUGAGCUUAAUCUGAAGAUUAUGGCAGAUGGCUUGUUUUUCACUCCAACUGCUGUCAUCAGGGACUUUGGUGGUGUAAUGGACAUAUUUAUUUAUCUCGUGAGCUUGAUAUUUCUUUGUUGGAUGCCUCAAAAUGUGCCCGCUGAGUCAGGAGCUCAGCUGCUAAUGGUUCUUCGGUGCCUGAGGCCUCUGCGGAUAUUCAAACUGGUGCCCCAGAUGAGGAAAGUUGUUCGAGAGCUUUUCAGCGGCUUCAAGGAAAUCUUCUUGGUCUCCAUACUCUUGCUGACAUUAAUGCUUGUUUUUGCAAGCUUUGGAGUUCAGCUUUUUGCUGGAAAACUAGCCAAGUGCAAUGACCCCAACAUUAUCAGAAGGGAAGAUUGUAACGGCAUAUUCAGAAUUAAUGUAAGUGUGUCCAAGAACUUAAAUUUAAAAUUAAGACCUGGAGAGAAGAAACCUGGAUUUUGGGUACCCCGUGUUUGGGCAAAUCCUCGGAACUUUAAUUUCGACAACGUGGGGAAUGCUAUGUUGGCAUUGUUUGAAGUUCUGUCCUUGAAAGGCUGGGUGGAAGUGAGGGAUGUUAUUAUUCAUCGCGUGGGGCCGAUCCAUGGAAUCUAUAUUCAUGUUUUCGUUUUCCUGGGUUGCAUGAUUGGACUGACACUUUUUGUUGGAGUAGUUAUUGCUAAUUUUAAUGAAAACAAGGGGACGGCUCUGCUGACGGUAGAUCAGAGGAGAUGGGAAGAUCUCAAGAGCAGACUGAAGAUCGCGCAGCCGCUUCAUCUCCCACCUCGCCCGGAUAAUGAUGGUUUUAGAGCUAAAAUGUACGACAUAACCCAGCACCCGUUUUUUAAGCGGACAAUUGCGUUACUUGUUCUGGCCCAAUCCGUGCUGCUGUCUGUCAAGUGGGACGUCGAGGACCCCGUGACCGUCCCUUUGGCAACAAUGUCGGUUGUGUUCACCUUCAUCUUUGUGCUAGAGGUUACUAUGAAGAUCAUAGCCAUGUCACCUGCAGGCUUCUGGCAAAGCAGAAGAAAUCGAUACGACCUCCUGGUGACGUCCCUCGGGGUGGUGUGGGUGGUGCUUCACUUCGCGCUCCUGAACGCCUAUACCUACAUGAUGGGCGCGUGCGUGAUUGUCUUCAGGUUUUUCUCCAUCUGUGGAAAACAUGUGACUCUGAAGAUGCUGCUCCUGACGGUGGUUGUCAGCAUGUACAAGAGCUUCUUCAUCAUUGUGGGGAUGUUCCUUCUGCUGCUGUGUUACGCUUUUGCUGGCGUGGUUCUCUUUGGUACCGUGAAAUACGGAGAGAACAUUAACAGGCAUGCGAACUUUUCUUCAGCUGGCAAAGCUAUUACUGUACUAUUCCGAAUUGUCACAGGUGAAGACUGGAACAAAAUCAUGCAUGAUUGUAUGGUCCAGCCCCCCUUUUGCACUCCAGAUGAGUUCACCUACUGGGCGACGGACUGUGGGAAUUAUGCGGGAGCACUUAUGUACUUCUGCUCAUUUUAUGUCAUCAUCGCCUACAUCAUGCUAAAUCUGCUCGUAGCCAUAAUAGUAGAGAACUUCUCCUUGUUUUAUUCCACCGAGGAGGACCAGCUUCUAAGUUACAACGAUCUUCGUCACUUUCAAAUCAUAUGGAAUAUGGUGGAUGAUAAAAGGGAGGGUGUGAUCCCCACAUUCCGCGUGAAGUUCCUGCUGCGGCUGCUGCGCGGGAGGCUGGAGGUGGACCUUGACAAGGACAAGCUCCUGUUUAAGCACAUGUGCUACGAGAUGGAGCGGCUGCACAACGGCGGUGACGUCACUUUCCACGACGUCCUGAGCAUGCUUUCCUACCGCUCUGUGGACAUCCGGAAGAGCCUGCAGCUGGAGGAGCUCCUGGCGCGGGAGCAGCUGGAGUACACCAUCGAGGAGGAGGUAGCCAAGCAGACCAUCCGCAUGUGGCUGAAGAAGUGUCUGAAGCGCAUCCGGGCUAAACAGCAGCAGUCCUGCAGCAUCAUCCACAGCCUGAGAGAGAGCCAGCAGCAAGAGCUGAGUCGCUUCCUGAACCCUCCCAGCAUCGAGACCACCCAGCCAAGUGAGGACGCCAACGCCAACAGCCAGGAUCGUAACAUGCCACCCAAGACGAGCAGCCAGCAGCAGCUCCUGAGCCCCACGCUGUCAGAUAGAGGAGGAAGUCGGCAGGACGCAUCCGAGACUGAGAAGCCCCAGAGGAAGGUCGGGCAGUGGUGUCGGCCCUCUGACCCCAGUCUACCAAGUCAGCCACCACCCGCCAUCACCUUCCCAUGCGGAGAGAGGAUAAAAAUGAAAUCCGUGGUGUGCAAGAUGAAUCCCGUGACGGACGCGGCCUCCUGCGGCUCUGAGGUGAAGAAGUGGUGGACGAGGCAGUUGACUGUGGAGAGCGACGAGAGUGGAGAUGACCUUCUGGAUGUCUAGGUGGAAAGUAUACAGAAGGAGGUCCAGCAGGGAAGACUGCUUUCUAAUAUUUUCAUUUAUUGUCCAGUGAGCAGCCCAUUAUUGAUAAAUAAUUUAAUUCCAACUGGGUGGAAGAUGUUUUCAGUUGGUUUUUGUCCUGCCACAGGAAGGCAUAAAGAUCCAUAGGUCAAAGUUGUGUCUGUUGGAUUAUUAUCAUAUAUCCAAGAAAAAUUGGGGUUGGGGGUAUAACUCAGUGGUAGAACACUUGCCUAGCAUUCAUGAGGCCUUGGGCUAGAUCCCCAGCACCACAAAAAGAUAAAAAAAAAAAAAAAAGAGUAUUUGUGUAAUGACAG
Molecule: messenger RNA, 5866 nt
Organism: Sciurus carolinensis (gray squirrel)
Lineage: Eukaryota; Metazoa; Chordata; Mammalia; Rodentia; Sciuridae
Gene: Nalcn
Product: sodium leak channel, non-selective
Exons: 44
Coding region: 318-5534 (1738 amino acids)
Biological process (GO): transmembrane transport; monoatomic ion transport
Cellular component (GO): membrane
Molecular function (GO): monoatomic cation channel activity
Source: RefSeq, a predicted model, not a curated record